AUGAUCACGAUGAUGGAUCAUGUACAAAUAGAGCAAAUAUGUCGAAUAGUCGGUUCUUUCUUCCUUCAUAUUCAGAAUAAGGAUGAUUCACUUUGUUCCCAAAUAGUUCACAAUAAAUUCGUAGAAUUUAUAUUUAAUCGAAGAUGGGCAUUAAAGAAACAUUGA
Molecule: messenger RNA, 165 nt
Organism: Brugia malayi
Lineage: Eukaryota; Metazoa; Nematoda; Chromadorea; Rhabditida; Onchocercidae
Gene: Bm892
Exons: 3
Coding region: 1-165 (54 amino acids)
Source: RefSeq, a predicted model, not a curated record